This is a messenger RNA of Eucalyptus grandis, 486 nucleotides long. RefSeq names its product histidine-containing phosphotransfer protein 1. Gene Ontology annotation, cellular component: cytoplasm; nucleus. Gene Ontology annotation, molecular function: histidine phosphotransfer kinase activity; protein histidine kinase binding. NCBI's taxonomy places the organism in Eukaryota, Viridiplantae, Streptophyta, Magnoliopsida, Myrtales, Myrtaceae. The coding region runs from base 1 to 486 and encodes 161 amino acids. The transcript is spliced from 6 exons. The record is from RefSeq and is a predicted model, not a curated record. Gene Ontology annotation, biological process: phosphorylation; phosphorelay signal transduction system; cytokinin-activated signaling pathway.
AUGAGCAUGAAUGUAGGUCAAAUGCAAUUACAGAAGAGGUUGGUUGAUUACAAGAACUCCCCGAUAACGGAGGGGAUCUUGGAUUCUCAGUACUUACAGCUUCUGGGCCUGCAAGAUGAGAGCAACCCAAAUUUAGUAGUGGAAGUGGCGUCUCUUUUCUUCACUGAUGCUGAGCAGCUGCUCAACGAUCUGUCCAGAGAACUAACUCAGCAAAAUGUGGACUUCCAACAGGUUGACGUUCAUGUGGACCGGUUAGAGGGCCAAAGUCCUAGCAUUGGAGCACCGAGACUUAAGAAUGCCUGCAUAGCCUUCCGCCACUUCCGCAACACAUGUCAGGAGACAAACAUUCCUGUUUACCUGAGAUGUCUGGAAAACAUGAGACAAGAAUUCCUCCUUGUGAAAAGCAAGCUUGAAACUCUUUUCAACCUAGAGCAACAAAUUGCGGCUGCUGGUGGGACGAUCCCAAUAGGGCGACCGCACCUCUGA